Biomphalaria glabrata is the source of this 1063-nucleotide messenger RNA. RefSeq lists its product as uncharacterized. The transcript is spliced from 8 exons. The record is from RefSeq and is a predicted model, not a curated record. The coding region runs from base 189 to 1013 and encodes 274 amino acids. Lineage: Eukaryota; Metazoa; Mollusca; Gastropoda; Planorbidae. Gene Ontology annotation, molecular function: nickel cation binding.
UCGUGAAGAUUUAGAAUUCUGAACGUGUGAGGCUUCAUCCUUCACCUUGUCUGAGCCUUGACACGGGUCAUUUGUUACUUGGAAAGUUAAAGUCAUGUUUCGGUAACACAGCUGUAAGUGACGUAGAUAUCGUCUGCUUGAACUGCUUUGAAUUAACAAUUGAUCAGCUAUUCAGUGUGGCAACAAAGAUGGAUGCGAAUCAGUUACUGAUGUUAUUACAAUUAACAGAUAGUGCUUUUCCUACUGGUGGAUUUGUUCAUAGCUUAGGGCUUGAAUCUUUUGUGCAAUACUUUGGAAAUAAACAGGUCAAAAAAGCAGACGACAAAAGAUUAAAUGACGCAUUGAUAAGCAUUCUUGAGAAUUCAGCCUCAUUCAAUCUUCCAUUGAUCAAGUCAGCGUAUAUCACAGCCUCUAGACUUGUUCAACUACAUAGGAGACCAAGUAUUGACAAUACAAAUGUAAGAUCUUGCAAGGAUAUGGUGAUAGGUCUGGAACAGACAAAUAUUGAUAAAGAAUCAAUACAGGUGAACCUAAUAAAGACCUAUGAUCUAACAGAUGAGCUUGUACAUAUGGACAAGCUGUGUGAGGCGAUGUCUACUAGUCAUACGGUACGGCGAGCCAGCAGUCGACAGGGGAAGGCUUUUCGAGAAGUAUCCUUAAUGUUAUACCCAGAUAUGGACCUAGCAAUACUGUCUGCACUAAAGGACUUACCACAUUGUCACUAUCCUGUAAUCUAUGGAGCUGUUUUCGCUGGACUAGGCCAAGACCUGGACACAACUCUGACGUCAUUUAUGUUUGGUAUAACUCGUUCAUUAAUCACAACUCUAGUCAAACUAGAUGUCGUGGGUACUUUGGAGGGCCAACGCAUACAGCUCAAUUUACAAAACGCCAUCCCAGAUAUUGUCGAAAGAAACAAGUGCAAAGUCCUGACACAUGCGUGCCUGAGGUUUCCAUUGGUCGACAUUUUACAGAAUCUACAAGAUACUUUUUUUACGAAACUUUUUUAUUCCUAACAUUUUUAAUGCAAUGAAAUAAACACGUUUUAAAUUAUUUUUAAACACAA